AAAUGGGCUAAGCUUAAACUCAAUAAUAAUAAGAUAUGUCAUAAGCUAAUGAGCAUUUAUUGUAUUUGUAAAAGAGUAAGUUAAAUAAUUAUAUCUAUUUAGCUGCCACUACUGCAGCACAUUAUAUAUAUGGUAAUUAAGAAGAAGUUCAAUUUUAAGUUAAAUGUCCUAAAUGUAGAAGCAACUAAUUCGACGAUUAGUUAGGAAGAGUUACUAAUUGUUUUUAGUGCAAACUGAUCUUUUCUGUCAACGAUGGCUAGAUAUAAAUAAGACAAGAUUCUACAUAACUCGAAGACAAGAGAACCUUUUAAAUGACUGAAGUACAGUUUCCUCAUCUAGAAAACGUCACGUUCUAUGUGAAUAGGUUUUAAUUUCAUUUACUCUAGAACGAUACUUGAUCCAGCAUUAAUUAAAGAUAAUGUGAUAGACUUUUAAAGAUUAAUUAAAAACGUACUUUUACCUUUCUUUUCUGUACGUCAAAGAGUUUUGGAAUCAGGAAUCAAAUUCUCAAUAGGAUCCUUUGAAUUUCGAGUAGUAGGUGGGUUUCCAAGUAAAGGAAUUAUUACAAAGUAAACAUAAAUCUACUGUUAUGGAUAUUAUAUAUAAGACACAACAAGGAAAGUCAAGAUUUUAUCUAAGAAGCCUUCUUAACAAUUAGAUUUUGAAAUAAAGUCUUAUUUUAAUGUUAAUCCUAAAGACAAUUAGAUAAUAUAGGAUUCAACCAUCAAAGUUAACUAGCAAAAAUUACUGAUUUUAUAAUGUGACAAUUCAUCAGGCAAAAUUGAUAGAAAUUCUGUAAAAAUUAAUUUAAUCUUUCUUAGAUAAUUGAAAGUAUACCAAAUGUAUAGAAUUUAAGAGAUGUUAAAUUAUGCUGUAUAAAAAGUCCAGCAUAAUUUUUAACUUAUUAAUCUCAAAGAGAUCGUAGUAAAGAAGCAAUUAGAAGAACCAUCAUUAAUCCUUACUUCUCAGGCUUAACUAGAUUCUUAGAGAAGGGUUAGAUUUUGAGAAUUUCAGAUUUCGAAUUUUAAGUAUAAAUGUUUGAAGAUCAUGGACUCGUUGUACCUAAUUACACUUAAAUUGAUAUUGAUAUACUAUCAACAACACAACAAUAGAGAAUUUAAUAAAAUAGAUAAUUUGAAUAAUUAUUACCUCCUAGUUUAGUACCUAAUAGAAGAAAUGAUAUUCAUAGAUAACAUGCAUAAUAAAUAGAAGCACUUCAUCGAUUAUUAAAUACUUUCAUUCUUUUAAAUGAGAAUUAACAAUUACUACUUUCACUCAGAAAUAAUAGAACUUCUGAAGAAUAGAUUAAUUUAUUACCAGUACGUUAAAUUAGUAUGGAAUUUAUAAAUUAACAUUAAAAUGAUGACAAUCUCAUUAAAUGUAUGAUUUGUUUAGAAGAUUACUAAGAGAAUUAAAUUGUUCGUACAAUGCCAUGCUGUAUAAAAUAUUUAUUAUUAUAUAGGGCAUUACUUCCACUAAGAAUGCAUUGAUAAAUGGUUACACAAGAGUACAUUAUGUCCUAUUUGUAAAACUGAAGUGGAUUCAGAAUUAUAGAUGGAAGAUAUUUCGAUGCAAUUUCAUGAAUGAA
This is a messenger RNA of Paramecium primaurelia, 1588 nucleotides long. The record is from the annotation of a GenBank genome assembly. Lineage: Eukaryota; Ciliophora; Oligohymenophorea; Peniculida; Parameciidae.